Molecule: messenger RNA, 1350 nt
Organism: Laetiporus sulphureus 93-53
Lineage: Eukaryota; Fungi; Basidiomycota; Agaricomycetes; Polyporales; Laetiporaceae
Product: DnaJ-domain-containing protein
Exons: 7
Coding region: 74-1027 (317 amino acids)
Cellular component (GO): cytoplasm
Source: RefSeq, a predicted model, not a curated record
UUUCAAGCUAAUAUACACGAGGCCUUCUUUUUUAUGACCCUCUCCAAUCUUCUUGCUCAACCACAUCGUCGCUAUGGGAGUUGCAGAGUCCACCGUUUUGCCUGGUGACGAAGAUGCUCGGUUUUCCUCCGGAGACCAUUACAUUGUGCUGGGAGUAUCUGAGGAUGCUAGUUCAAAUGAGAUACGCAGUGCGUUUCGGAAAGCUGCAUUAUUACACCAUCCGGACAAAAACGUAGAUGACAUGGAGCGCGCUACUCAGCGUUUUUCGGCUUUACAAGCAGCGUAUGAGGUCCUCAGCGAUGACCAGAAACGAAUGCUAUAUGACGCGCAGAGAGCCUUCAAGGAGCCAUACAUACCGACAACUACGGAGGAAUUCACUUCAAAAAUGCCCGGGUUUUGGGAGCCGGAGAAAGAAACUCCACCAGCAGCGUCAGGACCUCGCGAUACGCCACGCAAUGGGGUGCCUCCGACUAGCUCUUGGUCUCGGAAAAGUUGGUUCCAACCAAGAGAUCCUUUCCCUCCAGAGUUGGGCCCCAUUGGCUUCGACGACUUGCAUGAUUUUCAUCAUCUCCUCACUCCUGAAUUGCUCGUCGAGGAGGGCCACGAGACAUUCUACAAGCUGUACCGGAGAAUAUUUAUACGCAUCGCGCAGGAUGAGCCAAAUGGCUCCCAAGAUAUGCCAGAAUUUGGCGAUGCCUCGUCUCCUUGGGCACUUCGUAGACGUCCAGCGAAACAGCACGAUGGUUCUGUCCGCGCAUUCUACACGUUCUGGGUCAACUUUGAGACUUCGAAGGACUUCACGGAAGAGAUCGCUUUGGACAUUCCUCCUGAUGCUUCUCGUAAAACAAGAAAACGAGCCCAAGCCGAACGCAGGAAAAUUGGCCAUCAAAUUGGUAUGGAGUAUAACCGAGGAGUGAGAUCUCUUGCUAUGAUGAUACGCAGCGUGGACCCCCGCUACGUUUGCAGGAACUCGCCUUGCGCGUGCAUGGGAUGUUACGCUAGGGCAAUGGAGUCGCGAAUGGGUUGAGAAUGGUGCCAUUUUCAUCGGGUUGAACGACGUGAGUAGGUGUCUCAAUGAUUUUCGCCAAAUGUUCGUUGCUUCGCUCUAUGCUGGUUCAGAUCCUUGCGCAUACAGCAGUUCGUCAAAUGCAUGUAGUCCAUCUGCAAGCUUGACUGUGCUGGAAUCUACUAUACAGUGCGAUGUAGCACAAUAAAGCCGCUGGUAGUAACGAUAGCACGAUCUUGACUUGCAGAUGUCGAUCGAGGUUUGUCCUCGUUGUAUAAUAUAUCGAUGAUAAAGUCUCAUACACUCGGGCCAUUCAACCGAGAUGAGAUCCAGAUCCUAGCCGG